Molecule: messenger RNA, 950 nt
Organism: Dentiscutata heterogama
Lineage: Eukaryota; Fungi; Glomeromycota; Glomeromycetes; Diversisporales; Gigasporaceae
Source: the annotation of a GenBank genome assembly
AAAAUGACUCUGAAGAUUCGAGUGACUCUGAAGAAUCUGAUACUGGAGAGGAGAGUGCAGAUUCAGAACAAAAACCUAUUCCCAGAGUUAAUACUUUGAAGAAAGAUAAAACAAAUAACAAAAUUGACAUAUUUAAGAAAGAGCAAGAUUCAAGUAGUAGCGACUCAGAUACAAGUGAGUCCGAGGAUGAAAGUUUAGUGAAAAAUUCAUCAAAAAGAAAGAUAGAUGGUUCAAUUUCUACUCCAAUUAAAAAGUCCAAGUCAGAAAAUGGCAGAAAUAAUAGGCAAGAUUUAAGCAGUAGUGACUCAAGUGAAUCUGAAGACGAUAGUGACGAGGAAGAGACCAAUCGAUUGAAGCAAAAUUCCUCAAAAGGAAAAAUGGAUGGAUCGACUUCUACUCCAAUUAAAACUUCUAAAUCAGAAAAUGGCAAAAGUAAUGGGCAAGAUUUAGGCGAUAGUGACUCAAGUGCAAGUGAAUCUGAAGACGCUAGUAGCGAAGAGGAGACCACCAAAUCGGAAAAUGGCAAAAAUAAUGGCCAAGAUUUGAACAGUAGUGACUCAAAAGAAUCUACAUCUACACCAGUUAAAAAGCCUAAGGUUAAUGACGACACGUCUUCAGGUAAUACAGUAUUUGUUGGCCGCCUCUCAUAUAAUGUUGAUGCUGAUUGGCUACACAAUGAGAUGAAAGAUGCUGGAGAAAUAGUCGAUAUACGCAUAGUUUACGAUAAAGUAACUGGAAUGUCGAAAGGGUUUGGAUAUAUAGAAUUUGCUAAUUCCGAAGCAGCAAAGAAUGCAUUAAAGUUCGAAGGGAAAGAAAUUGAUGGCAGAUCUAUUCAUUUAGAUCUUGCUAGCCCUAAAAAUGGACCACAGAGAAGCAUGAGCGAAGUCAGUGAUACCCUCUUUGUUGGCUUCCGACCGUUCCCGGUACAGAGAAUCUUAGAGGGUAAAUAG